AUGGCUACCCGCCUUGUUAAAUUGACUGUCCUCACCGAUUUCACUUGUGCAAACUGCUGUGUCGGCCAACAUGAACUUUUAAAUGCUGUUUCCUACUGCCAGGAUACCCUUCAUCUUCCUCUUCAAUUUGAGAUUGAGCACCUCCCAUUCCGUCUCAUAAACCCCAGCAUCCUCCCAGAUGACUGCACCAAAGUCGACAAGGCCGAUUUCUUGAUGACCCAUAUCGGCAAGGAAAAAUUCACCAAGAUGUCCGAUGCCGUGUCUAAAUGGGCUGAGGAAAAGGGCAUUCCUAUAUCAUUCCGCGGUGUCAUGAGCCAGACCACCCGGGCCCAUCGCCUGUGCCAGAAGGCGUACAAACUCGGCAGACAAUCGAAACAAAUCCCUCUCAUGUGUGCCGUUUUCAAGGCGUACAUGGAAGAAGGGCAAGACAUUGCCGAUAUCAAUGUCCUGGCUGGACUUGCUGAAAGCACUGGAACCAUGUCCAAAGAAGAAGCUAUCAAGUUCUUGGAGUCGGACGAACUCGAGAAGGAAGUUGACUCUAUGACCAAUGAGGCGCGUUCGAAAGGCAUCACUGGAGUCCCAAUGACGAUUAUCGACGGCAAAUGGGCUGUCAGUGGCGGUCAAUCUUCGGAUGUGUUUGUACAGAUUUUCAAGAAACUUGCUGUCGCUGGAUCGCAUAAUCCUUCAUCUCCAUUCUCAGGUCCUGUCGCCGACACAGUCCUUGUUGCUUGA
Messenger RNA from Psilocybe cubensis, 732 nucleotides. RefSeq lists its product as uncharacterized. Lineage: Eukaryota; Fungi; Basidiomycota; Agaricomycetes; Agaricales; Agrocybaceae. The coding region runs from base 1 to 732 and encodes 243 amino acids. The transcript has 5 exons. Gene Ontology annotation, molecular function: oxidoreductase activity. The record is from RefSeq and is a predicted model, not a curated record.